Rhododendron vialii is the source of this 1390-nucleotide messenger RNA. RefSeq names its product SNF1-related protein kinase regulatory subunit beta-1. Lineage: Eukaryota; Viridiplantae; Streptophyta; Magnoliopsida; Ericales; Ericaceae. The transcript is spliced from 4 exons. Bases 227 to 1039 code for a protein of 270 amino acids. Gene Ontology annotation, molecular function: protein binding. The record is from RefSeq and is a predicted model, not a curated record.
UUUCUUUCUUUCUUUCUUUCACUUCAGACUUUCUCCCCCGAAUGUAAACUCCAUUCUUCUUCAACAAUCAACCCUCUUCUCACUCCACCUGCCACAACCUGCAUUCUCUCUCUCUCUCUCUCUCUCUCUCUCUCUCUCUCCGCCUUGUCUCUCUUUAAUGUAAGUACGUUGUUCGAUCUUGAAAAAGUACAGUUGUGGUUGGUUAUUGGCCUUCCGGUCAAAUUGGAUGGGCAAUGCAAACGGAAGAGAAGACGCAGCCAAUGACGGGACCCCAAUGAACGAUCCCUCCGCGGCAAAGUCCAACGGUGAUUUAAUGGCUAACUCGCCGGCCCAGGGUGGCUCUGGACUCUCUCGAUCCCCUCUCUUGUUCGCUCCUCAGGUUCCCGUAGCUCCUCUGCAAAGGAAUGAGGGCCCUCCCGUUGUUAAUCAGAUGUGGCAGAAUGAACCUCAUGGUGCUGUUGAUCUUCCUCUUGAGCGAGGAAUACCUACUUUGAUAACAUGGAGCUAUGGUGGUAAUGAUGUUGCCGUGGAAGGAUCUUGGGAUAACUGGGCUUCACGGAAAUUGCUACAAAGAUCUGGCAAGGAUCACUCCAUUCUUCUGGUCCUCCCAGCGGGCAUAUACCAUUACAAGUUCAUCGUGGAUGGCGAUGGGAGAUAUAUUCCAGAUCUUCCCUUUGUAGCUGAUGAGAUGGGUCAUGUUUGCAAUCUUCUUGAUGUGCAUGAUUAUGUGCCAGAGAACUUUGAAAGUAUUGUUGAGUUGGAGGCUCCACCAUCACCAGAAUCCAGCUACAGUCAAGAUUUGCCGAGGGAGGAGGAUUUUGCUAAGGACCCAGUGGUAGUUCCAUCCCAGCUAAAUCUAACAGUACUAGGAAUGCAAAAUCCAGAAUUGUCGUCUCUGUCAAGGCCCCCACAUGUUGUGCUUAACCACGUGUACCUAGAGAGAGGAUGGGCAUCUCAGUCUGUGGUUGCUCUUGGUUUAACCCACAGGUUUGAAUCCAAGUACGUAACUGUUGUUCUCUAUAAGCCCCUCAGAAGGUGAACCAACCUUUUGUCUCUGCGCUUAACUCUGGAGAACCAGAGGAAAAAUGUUGUGGCUUUCACGAAUACUGUAAAUAGAACUGACACUUCUUUUCUUUUUCUGCCUAUGUUUGUUGUGGGACUGUACAUUUUUGUGUUGUGUAGUUUUCAUUGCAUUUUUGUGUUGUGUAGUUUUCAUUGCAUUUUUAGCUUUUAGAGGUCUUCUGUUGCAUGUGUAUGUACUUUGUGAAAUGAACUCAACAGAGAAGAGGGAAGGUAUUCUCAAUCCUCCCUCUUCGCUCGGGCUCUCAAUUAUCACUUUGGCGACAAUUUGAGAUAUUUUUUAAAGAGGCCUUCAUGCUUUGACUUGAGA